Messenger RNA from Cicer arietinum (chickpea), 3975 nucleotides. Lineage: Eukaryota; Viridiplantae; Streptophyta; Magnoliopsida; Fabales; Fabaceae. The record is from RefSeq and is a predicted model, not a curated record.
UAUUAUGUAAAGAUAGGUUUUAAGAAAGAGAUCAAAUAAGGUGUUAAGAAUAAUUGGGUCAACUAAAACCCCAUAUUUUUUUCUCCCCAAAUUCCAAAAUCCUCCCAAUAUUUCAUCCAAAUCACGCAUCCACAGCGUUCCCACCCAGCUCCCAAUUGCUCUAAAAUCUUGUGUAACCCUCUCUCGAGUCGAGAUGGCGCGUCCAUCCUAUUGACCGUACAAGAUUGGAAGGGAAGUGGUAGUAAGGAUAUUUCAAACGGUUAAGGAGCAAGGGUGUCGAUGUUGGAGUAUUAGAGUCAACAGAAGCUGAAGAGUUCCAUCCAUCAGGUAGCACUGUUAGAGUUUAGUUUAGUAAUAGCAUGAUAAUAUCAUUGAUAUUUAUAUAUGGAAGCUCAAUGUCAGUUUUGUGGGAUUGUAAGAGCUAUGAUUUACUGCAAGCCAGAUUGCGCUCGACUUUGUUUGCGUUGCGAUGGCAUUGUACACUCUGCAAAUUCUUUGUCUCUCAAGCAUCCCCGAUCGCUCCUAUGUGAUAAGUGCUUAUUCGGCUCGGCAAUUGUACGCUGUGUUGAUCAUAAACUAUCUCUCUGUCAAGAUUGUGAUUGGAAUUCAAAUGACUGUUUUCUAUUGGGACAUAAGCAUGUGGUACUCACUUUCUUCACUGGUUGUCCCUCUUUGGCAGACUUAUCUAGGAUUUGGCCUCAUUUCGUCGUUGCCAAUUCAUCGGACAGUGCUGCUUCUUGGGAAUUACCUAGUACUAAUACCUUGCCUAAAAUUGAUAGCAACAUUGACCAACAUUUGGAGCAACAACAUGACAAGAUUUGCUUCAUUGGUUUGGGAAAGGCCAAGUUGGAUGAAGAAGAGCCAUGUGUACCUUGGCUUGAGAAAUUUCCUAUUUCAAAUUGCACAGCAUUUUGUAAAGAUCAAACAUUUUUUUUUAAUCAAGAGUCAAAACAACCAUCAAAGAUAUGCCCUGAUAUCAACAAGGAUGAAGCAAUUCAUGAAGGGACUAGUCUCUAUGAAGGUCUCAAUGUAGAUGAUAUUCAAUUAAAUUUUGAAACUGUGAAUGAAAUUUUGGAUUGCUCUCAAACUUCCACAAAAUACAACCAAGAAGAUGGAGGAAUAGAUUGUCUAUUAAUGGAAAAUAACACAAAAUGUAGCAGUCAUAUAAUUGAGACUGCAGUCGAGGCUUCAUCAUCAGUUCAACAAGAUUAUGUAGAUUAUCAAUCAUCAGGGGCUAGUAAUGCAAAUUGUGCACUUAUGACUCCUAGUUGCAACCAAGGCAUGAGUCUUGGAUUUCCUCAGAGUCAAAUUCAUUCAGACAUAUCCAUUCAAUUACCUACUAUGAUUAGUGGUGAAAACAUGCCUAAAGAAUUUCAUGAUGGAGGAUUACCUCCUUGGGAAUCAAAUUUGGAAGGUAAAUGUCCACUAGCAAGGGAGAAAGCCAUAAUGAGAUACAUGGAGAAAAAGAAAACUAGAACAUUUGAUAAGCAAAUAAGAUAUGCAUCUCGCAAAGCAAGGGCUGAUACAAGAAAACGUGUGAAAGGUAGAUUUGUUAAAGCCGGCGAAGCAUAUGAUUAUGAUCCUCUUUUGAGCGACAGCUAAACAUAUCAUCCACAAUCACAAUCUUUUCCUUGCAAAGGAAGGUUGUCCCUGGACAUUGUGGUUGAUACCGAUAUGUCAGAGCAUUCAGCAAGUUAGUAUUGCGGACCUACAUACUAUUUCUUGCUUGUUGAGGGAUGUGCACGGCGAUCGAUCGACUGUCCCGAUCCACGAUGAAGUUUAACAGGUUAGAAUGUGUUACUGUCUUAGCCUGUGUGUUACUAACACACAACACACAGGCUAAUGAGGAAUAAAAGGGAAACUAGUGUUUGGCAAGCAACAACACUCUUUUGCAAAAGUUACUGACUCAAAGAUACUGACUCAAUAAUAUCCUUUGUUGGAAUACACCAUUUUUCCUUCGGGAGUGGUAACAUUUUAAUCUUAAUUGUACAAACUUUGGAUUCAUUUCUUUAGAGGGAACUUGUUUGAAAUUUGAAAUUUUGAUUGAUGUUUGUUUCCUUGAGUGUUGUGUAUUGUUUGGCAUUAAAAGUAAGUUAUAUGGUCAAAUUGUGGUCCAUGUGACAAGUUUAUAGCAUCAAUUCAGAUUGUUGACACUGGAAACUUGUGACAUGUGACUUUAAUCUUCAAAUAGAAAAAUAUUGGUCUAGGUUGGUGGCAUAAUUACUAAAACAUUGCAAACUUUGAGUUUUUUUUAUAAGGAAUAGAAUCUAAUAGAUUUUUUGUUAUGGAUUAAGUACUGAAAAAUGGAAUUUUGGCUAAAGUAUUACAAAGCUAAGCUACUUUUCUGAAUUUACUUUUCUUUGCUUUAUUCAAUAUCUUCAUCAUUACAUAUAUAGUACUAUUCAUGACGAAUAUUCCAUUGAUAUCUCCUUCUAGUACUUGCAUUUCUUAACAAACUAGUGACUCAUUAUAACAGAAUUGAGUAGAUAAGAGCAGAGAGAAACUUCUAGAUCCUACAACAUGCAACUUGCAACAACUUAAAAGAACCAUAAAAACGUUUGGAGAGCUUGUGACAACGCCGACUCACUACUGAAGUCUGUCAUAUGGUCUGAGUUUGACAAAAAUCCAGUCUCCCACUUUGAAUUGAUGAGGGGUGCGCCGCUAAUCAGCAUAAGUUUUCGUCGUCUCUUGUGCUUUGAGCAGUUUGCCUUUGACAGACAUGUUAUAAUGCCAUUCCGCCCAAUGAAGCACGAGCCUCCAUUGUUUUGGCUUGUCAUGAACGAAAGACCUCAAAUAUUGCUGCAGAAUUUUUGUGACAAUUUCCGUUUGACCAUCACUUUGUGGGUGAUAGGCCGUGGACAUACGCAAUUUAGUGCCACUGAGGAGAAAUAGUUCUUUCCAGUGAAAGCACCGAUUUGUUAUGGAUUAAGUACUAAAAUGAAAUUUUGGCUAAAGUACUACAAAGCUAAGCUACUUUUCUGAGCUUACUUUUCUCUGCUUUAUUCAAUAUGUUCAUCAUUACAUAUAUAGUACCACUCAUAAGAAGUAUUCCAUUGGUACCUCCUUCUAGCACAUGCAUUUCUUAACAGACUAAUGACUCAUCAUAACAAAAUUGAGUAGAUAAGGACAGAGACUUUCUAAGCACCACAUUCCCAUAGUGCAAGUCUUCCUCCUCAUACGGUCCAUCUACUUGAUCCAUAACAAUUUGCAUUGAGAAAAUGUGUUAGUUGAUAACAACCAGAUGUAGCUAGCUUUACUUGGCAAAUAUAUAUGGUGCAGUUAUUAAAUGCAACUAGCUUAGUUAAUAGAAAUACCAUACGUAGUUAGUAAAUGCAGAAAAACGUAAACUUUUCAAAUGAUUACUAUUUAGUUAUGAGUUAAUUUCAAUUUACGGUGAGGUUUGUUUCCUUUAUCUUGGCAAGGAAUAAAGCCUAAUGGAUUUGAGUUGAGACAAUGUCUUAGUAGAUGAAACUAGCUUUAGUUAAUACACAGACCGAGCUUAGCAGAUGCAGACAAAUUCUGGUUAUUGAUACAAAUACUAUUCAGUUGACUAAUUUUAAAUUUAAGGGAAUGGAAGCUAAUGGAUUUGAGCUGAGAAAAUGUGUUAAUUGAUAAGGACCAGGAACAAAGUCAACCGAUGAGACAAGAUUUACUUAGCAAACAUAUAUGGUGCAAUUAGUAGUUGCAACUAGCUUUAGUUAUGGAACAUACUAGACUUUGUUAGCAGAUGCAGAAGACACAGGCUAUUUAUACAAUUACUUCUAAGGUGACCCUCUUUCCCAUCUCCUUUUUUGUAUUGCGGAGGAGGUCCUUAGUCGAUAUUUCUAUGCUAGUUCAUGAUGGCUUGCUUUGACUUGUGGCUGGGACAAGGGGAACCUUAGUUCCAUCUCACGUUUUGUAUGUUGAUGAUGUGAUGAUUUUAUGUAGAGGAAAAUCUCUCUAGUUUGAAAGCUCUAAAAAAUUUUGUUUUGGAUU